Molecule: messenger RNA, 759 nt
Organism: Daucus carota subsp. sativus
Lineage: Eukaryota; Viridiplantae; Streptophyta; Magnoliopsida; Apiales; Apiaceae
Product: major allergen Dau c 1
Exons: 2
Coding region: 82-546 (154 amino acids)
Biological process (GO): abscisic acid-activated signaling pathway; defense response
Cellular component (GO): nucleus; cytoplasm
Molecular function (GO): signaling receptor activity; abscisic acid binding; protein phosphatase inhibitor activity
Source: RefSeq, a predicted model, not a curated record
UACUAUCAUCACAUCAAUCUUCCAGCACAAACCUUGAGCUUAAUCUUUCUACUAAUUUUUAGCAAAAACAUUCUAAAGGUCAUGGGUGCCCAGAGCCAUUCACUCGAGAUCACUUCUUCAGUCUCCGCAGAGAAAAUAUUCAGCGGCAUUGUCCUUGAUGUUGAUACAGUUAUCCCCAAGGCUGCCCCUGGAGCUUACAAGAGUGUCGAUGUUAAAGGAGAUGGUGGAGCUGGAACCGUCAGAAUUAUCACCCUUCCCGAAGGUAGCCCGAUCACCUCAAUGACGGUUAGAACUGAUGCAGUCAACAAGGAGGCCUUGACAUACGACUCCACCGUUAUUGAUGGAGACAUCCUUUUAGGCUUCAUCGAAUCCAUUGAAACCCAUCUUGUCGUUGUGCCAACUGCUGACGGGGGUAGCAUUACCAAGACCACGGCCAUAUUCCACACUAAAGGUGAUGCCGUCGUUCCUGAAGAGAACAUCAAGUUUGCAGAUGCUCAGAACACCGCUCUCUUCAAAGCUAUCGAGGCCUACCUCAUUGCUAACUAAGCUGAACUUUCCACCGUGUUUUAAUAAUCUGUCGUUUUUAAAUUUAUGGGAAGAGCGCCAAAGAUGCCUCAACUUCAUAAUUUUAUGAGCGGGCGAUAGAAUUGCAACUUUUUCUUUGUACUCUGUUUUAAUGAGCAAUUUCAUUUGGUAACAAUAUGUGUAAUCUUUUUAAAUAAAAUAUAGUACCGACAUUAAUGUAAUCUUUCUGGAUCA